Messenger RNA from Fibroporia radiculosa, 1509 nucleotides. RefSeq lists its product as uncharacterized. The coding region runs from base 1 to 1509 and encodes 502 amino acids. The record is from RefSeq and is a predicted model, not a curated record. Lineage: Eukaryota; Fungi; Basidiomycota; Agaricomycetes; Polyporales; Fibroporiaceae. Gene Ontology annotation, molecular function: heme binding; iron ion binding; monooxygenase activity. The transcript has 11 exons.
AUGGCCAGCGCCGCGGCGAUCCUCUGCGCCUUGCUCUUGAUUGCGUUCGUGCGGGCGGUCGUGCAGAGGAAGACAGAUCCCAUAUAUCGUAUCCCGACCGUAGGCGGGUCGUCGGCCCCUCUCCUCUCAUAUAGGACUGCCUUCAACUUUCUCCUUCAUGCGAAACACCUCAUCCAGGAGGGAUACAGCAAGUACCCGAUCUUCAAGGUUGCAAUGUUCAACCAGUGGAUCGUGGUCGUCAGUGGUGCAGAACUGAACGAGGAGUUGCGCAGAAUUCCUGACGAGGACAUGUCAUUCUUUGAGGCUGCCGAGGAGUUGGUCCAAGCGAAGUAUACCAUCGCUCCCGAAAGGCACGAGUCUCACCUCACGGCGAUUCGAAACCAACUCACGAGGAAUAUUUCGCUUGUGCUGCCGGAUAUGAUCGACGAGAUCACAACUACGCUCAAGGAGCUUGUACCGGCAAAAGGCGACGGCAAGUCUCCUUGGAACAAAUGGGUCGCUGUUCCGGCCCUCGAAUCCGUGAGGAGUAUCGUGAUGCGUACGACUAACAGAAUCUUUGUCGGGCUCCCCCUGUGUCGGGAUCCCGAAUACAUCGAGAUAGUGACGACCUAUUUGGAUGGUGUCAUGAAGGGCUGUGCAAUCCUUUUUCUCUUGCCAGGUUUCUUGAAACCGUUCGUCGGGCCUAUACUACCUUGGGUAAAGAGAUCGAUUCGACGCCUGUACCCAGUUUUGGCCCCCACGGUCAAAGAGCGAAUAAGACAGCUCGAAGAGCAUAAGAAGACGUCGGAGGACCUGACGAUGUGGACGCUCGAAGAAAUGGCAGACUUCAAGCAAAGAGAUCCGAUUGAGAUAUUAACGCAAUGUACCCUGUCAUCCAACGCUGUGGCGCUUCAUACUACGUCCCUUACAAUGGCUCAUGCACUGUACGAUCUGGCUGCCCAUCCCGAGUACAUCAAGCCUUUGCGUGAGGAAAUUGAAUCAGCUAUCAAACAGGAAGGCUGGACGAAGGCCGCAAUGGGCAAAAUGUGGAAGGUCGAUAGCUUCUUGAAAGAGUCAUCGAGAGUGCAUGGAGUUACUGUGUUUUCUCUGAUGCGCAAGGCGGUAAGGGAUCUGACGUUAUCUAACGGGACAUCCAUCCCCGCGGGCUGCUUUGUCACUGCAACGACAACAUCUACGCACAUGGACGGCGAGCUCUACGACAGACCUGAAGCCUUUGAACCUUUCCGCUUCUCUGAUAAGAGAGCACAGGAAAACGAGAAGACUAAAAAUCACUUUGUUACCACUUCAUCGGGUUUUCUGCUUUUUGGCCAUGGCAAACAUGCCUGCCCCGGUCGAUUCUUCGCAGCGAGCCAGCUCAAGCUUAUAUUGAUCAUUACCGUCCUCUCUUACGAUAUUAAGUUUGCAGAUGGAAAGCGGCCAGAGAAUGAACUCAUGGCCACCACGAUCUUUCCUAGUAGGAGUGCAAAGAUGAUGUUUAGGCUACGACAGGAUGCUCCUGUAGCAUUGUAG